Molecule: messenger RNA, 1862 nt
Organism: Harmonia axyridis
Lineage: Eukaryota; Metazoa; Arthropoda; Insecta; Coleoptera; Coccinellidae
Product: catenin alpha-like
Exons: 1
Coding region: 91-1830 (579 amino acids)
Biological process (GO): cell migration; cell-cell adhesion; transsulfuration
Cellular component (GO): catenin complex; adherens junction
Molecular function (GO): beta-catenin binding; actin filament binding; pyridoxal phosphate binding
Source: RefSeq, a predicted model, not a curated record
UAACCUCUCGUUGAGCUUGAGCUUGUGCAUAUUGUUAACAAAUUCAAUAUUUUGCAGCGAAAUUAUUCCAGGAACCAAUUCAUUCUCAAUAUGUCCGGAGAUCAUUUCUUACCCAUCCAAGAAGAUUUUUCAACCAUUGCUAUUCAUGAAGCUCAAGAGCCAGAACAAUGGUCUUGUAUGGAAGUUGUUACCCCAAUUUCAACAUCUACAACAUAUAAACAAAGACGACCCGCUGAUUUCAAGAAAUAUGAAUACAGUAGAAGUGGAAAUCCUACCAGAGAAGUUCUGGAAAAGGUUAUAGCUAAACUAGAAGAUGCUAAAUAUGGAUAUUGUUUCAGUUCAGGUUUGGGAGCCAACACCACUCUUCUAGGACUAUUGAAAUGUGGAGAACAUAUUCUCUGCAUCAAUGAUGUUUAUGGAGGCACCAACAGAUUAUUCUCUAAAGUUGCUAGUAGGUUUGGAAUAGAAACUAGUUUUUCGGAAAUAGAGGCUGAAAGUUUUGAGAAAAAUAUGAGGCCAAAUACUAAAAUGAUAUGGAUUGAAACCCCUACUAAUCCCACUCUUCAGGUAUGUGAUAUUGCCAAAGUUGCUGAGAUUUCAAAAAAGCAUAAUGUGAUCCUCGUUGUUGAUAAUACCUUUUUGACGCCAUAUUUUGAAAAACCUUUAACGUUAGGAGCAGAUGUUGUGGUACAUUCACUAACUAAAUAUAUGAAUGGCCAUUCUGAUGUUGUCAUGGGUGCAUGUAUGACAAAUAAUGAGGCAUUAUCCAAAGAAAUUAAGUUUUUGCAAAAUGCUAUGGGUAUAGAGGCUGUAAAAGUGCUGAAUGAGCAAGUGAUGCCGAAGUUCACUCAAAGAGUUCAAGUAGCCGUUCAAGCUUUGUCCAGCUAUCCGCCAAAAGAGGUGGAUGAAAAUGAUUUUAUAGAUGCUUCAAGACUUAUUUAUGACGGAGUACGAGAGAUACGAAGAGCAGUUCUGAUGAAUAGGGCUGAUGAGGAUUUGGAUCCUGAAGAUGUUGAACUGGAUGAAAAUUACACAUUGGAAACUAGAAGUAAAUCAAGUGCUCAUACAGGAGAACACGGUGUUGAUGAAUAUCCGGAUAUUAGUGGAAUAACAACAGCCAGAGAGGCAAUGGGCAAAAUGCCUGAUGAAGAUAAAAAGAAAAUUUUGCAACAGGUGGAAUUCUUCAGGAGUGAAAAAUUGAAGUUUGACAAAGAGGUAGCAAAGUGGGACGAUGCUGGCAAUGACAUAAUCGUGUUGGCCAAACAUAUGUGCAUGAUAAUGAUGGAGAUGACUGAUUUUACUCGUGGACGUGGACCCUUGAAGACAACUAUGGACGUAAUUAAUGCUGCUAAAAAAAUUUCUGAAGCCGGAACAAAGUUGGACAAACUGACUCGACAAAUAGCAGAGCAAUGUCCCGAAAGUUCCACCAAGAAGGACUUGCUGGCUUAUCUACAAAGAAUUGCACUAUACUGUCACCAAAUGAAUAUAACAUCGAAAGUGAAGGCAGAUGUUCAAAAUAUUUCUGGCGAGCUCAUCGUUUCAGGCUUGGAUAGUGCAACUUCAUUAAUUCAAGCAGCCAAAAAUUUGAUGAAUGCAGUUGUAUUGACUGUUAAGGCCUCUUACGUGGCAUCAACGAAAUACCCAAGACAAACUGGAACUGUGGCGUCUCCGAUUGUGGUUUGGAAGAUGAAAGCACCGGAGAAAAAACCUUUGGUAAGACCAGAAAAACCAGAAGAAGUUCGAGCCAAGGUGAGAAAAGGCUCACAGAAGAAGGUUCAAAACCCUAUUCAUGCACUGUCAGAGUUUCAGAGUGCAACUGAAUCGAUAUAAUUUCCCAUGAUGAAAAUAUUCUCGAGAGUAGA